Suillus fuscotomentosus is the source of this 1072-nucleotide messenger RNA. Its product is annotated as NAD-P-binding protein. The transcript is spliced from 5 exons. NCBI's taxonomy places the organism in Eukaryota, Fungi, Basidiomycota, Agaricomycetes, Boletales, Suillaceae. Bases 248 to 1072 code for a protein of 274 amino acids. The record is from RefSeq and is a predicted model, not a curated record.
GCCAUCGCUGUUGGGACUUGAAGCUUGAAGGCCCAAAGAUUGAUAGUCUUAUCAUCGGAAGUGGCACUGACGAGGAGGGCGCCGACCGUUGACAGUAUUAAUAUGAGUGUGCUCUUUGGAGGAGUUCCGACCGGGUGACCACUAUAUCCCUGAUCCGUUUCGAUAUUUUCACACAGGUAGUGAUCACACCUGAACAUUCUUAAGCUUGAAGCUGAAGCUUUGAUCAGCUUGGUUAUCAUCAUCUGCCAUGGAUCUUGGAUUGAAGGGAGUGCAUGUCCUUGUUACAGGGGCAAGUGGCGGCAUCGGGCUCGAGACUGUGAAAUUAUUUUGUACACUUGGUGCAAAUGUGACCGCACAUUAUAACUCGCCAUUUGGUCCGAUACAUGAACUUUUGGCGUCGAACACCAAUCUUCAACACGUCCAGGCGAAUCUGUCUGAAGAACAGGCCGUGGUAACCAUGUUCAAAUCGCUCUCUACUAUGCCUCAUGGUCCCGUGCAAGUAGUCGUCAUCAAUCACGCUAUAUCUCACAGUUUAGCUGUGCCCAUUGCAAGGAUGACGCUGGAUCAAUGGAACACUACAAUGACUGUGAAUUUGACAUCUUCAUUCCUUGUGUGCAGAGAGUAUUUGAAGCAUCUGGAAAGGGCUUCCUCGGAUAUCAAGGAAAAGGCAGCAAUUAUUCUUGUCGGAAGUACUGCUGGGAAGUAUGGUGAAGCCAACAACGGAGACUACGCUGCGACUAAGAGUGCAAUGAUGUAUGGUUUGAACCUGACGCUGAAGAAUGAGAUCGUGAAGAUAGCCCCCAAAGGCAGAGUCAACUGUAUUGCACCUGGCUGGGUCAAGACGCGUAUGGUUGAAGACAUCUUGAAGGAUCCUCAAACAAUGUCUCGUAUAUUGGCUACGGUUCCACUUGAGAAAGUGGCGAUGCCAAUGGACAUCGCGACACAGAUUGUGGUUCUUGCAUCGUCUACUCUUUCUGGUCACGUCACUGGACAAGUGGUGAUGGUGGAGGGUGGAAUGGAAGGGAGACUGCUAAACAGGCCCGAAGACAUCGAUGGACUGCAGGGAUGCUGA